Molecule: messenger RNA, 28740 nt
Organism: Podarcis lilfordi (Lilford's wall lizard)
Lineage: Eukaryota; Metazoa; Chordata; Lepidosauria; Squamata; Lacertidae
Source: the annotation of a GenBank genome assembly
AUGGAGUUGAGAGUCGGGAACCGGUACCGGCUUGGCCGGAAGAUCGGGAGCGGCUCCUUCGGGGACAUUUACCUCGGUGAGGGGGCGCCGCUCUGGCAUGAACCGAGAGGGGGUUGGGGAAGGGGGGGGCGCGACGACGGCCUGAGGGAAGCGGCUGUCUUUGGAGAAGCGAGGUCGGGGGUCGCUUUGCCUCUGGCGCUCUGGUGGGGCCUUCAGGUCGCGGCCCCCACCCCACCCCAAGCGGACUCUGCUUUCCCGUGAGGUGACAGAGGAACGCCCAAGAAGCGCAUCAAGCCCCGUAGCGGGAAGUAAAAGCGUCGUGUCCCUCGCCUGCUCAACCACCGCAGUUACAGUCAUGGUUUACUCGGAAGGAAAACCUGGGUAUUGCAGGGAGACUGACUUCAGAGCAAGCGUGUUUACAGUUAGAGCCUUGGCUCGACACUGGGGGGAAAUGAGGACUGGGAGAGCCCCAGUAGUGCCCAGUUACUUCCUUUGUGACCUUGGGCAAAUCGCUCUUGUCUCCUUUCUCUCCUCUCUCUCUCCCCCCCCCCUUUCUUCCCCACUUCUUUUAUUUGGCUUCUAAGCUGGGGUGGGAAAAAAUUCCUGACUACAUGUUUCUGGGCCGAAGGGUUCUGACAGUGAAGUAUGAGGUUUGGAAAUGCACCAGCUGUCGGUGAAGAAAAAUUAAUAAUACUCAGAUGGAGUUGUUUACUGUGAGGCUUCCAGGAAGUAGCCUGGUUUGAAAGAGAUUUAGGUUUAGGUUAUUUUUUGCAGAGUAACUCUUCUCCUUUUGUCACUUGUCAUGUCUGCUAUAGCUUUUAGCUGAAUUGUCACAUGGGGAGAAAUUACAGGUUUUGCGCUGCUUUCUGGAACUAAGGCACACCUGGUUAUUUUCAGCUUAGUCCCCUAAUUUUGAUGGCAGUGUAACUGUGAACCUGAGCCAGAGGCCUGCUAACUUACAUCUUUGGUAAUAAAUCUUUAAUAGACCCUGAGGGAUGAUGUGGAUUUUCUCCUGCAUUUUGUAUGUUGUAAGCUAGUCUAGGUGUCGCCUUUCAAAUUCAUAGGCUUUAUGCAAAGGUAAGCCAGAAAAAAAAAUCUGAUAGAUGAAACUGACGCUGGCAAACAGUUAAUGGUUCAAUCCUGCAAAGGCAUAUGCCUAUGCAUUGCAGUAUGCAUUGAGUGGCUGUAAUGGGACUGCUGACUGUGCAUGCUGCUAUCUAUACAAGGGUGUAAGUCAAUCCAAGUCUGAGCUCCUGCGUUUAAAAAUACACUAAUUUAUGCAUGUCAGGAGCAGUGAGACCAGUUGUGAAGCCUUCUUAAUUCUUGUUAAUUGAGAGGGUCCCCACCCUCUUGAAAUCUGCUUCAGUGCAUGGCUGGCCUUUAGAAUAUGGAUGUGUUAAUAACAUUAAAUAACUUGUGUACUUCUUUGUUCUUCACUGUUGGGGGGGCAGAUGAGAACAGCUAGCACUUUAGUUUUGAAUCAUUGUACUCUAAAACUGGACAUCUGUUUUCAAAGAUUGUGGGAAUGCAGUUUUCUAGAAUCUUAGUGUCACCAUCCUUGGUGUUGGUUUUGGCCUACUGAUAAAGCUACUUGAGAACAGUUUUAAGGUAUUUCUCUACACUACAGGAUCAUUAGCUAUCUGAGAGUUAUGAAGUACAGCAGUUAUUUUGGAGCUAUAUAUAAGGGUGCGGCCCCAGAAGGAGAAAGGUCGUGCUGUGGCAGCUCCACCUAUGGGAGCAGUAGUUAAAGUCGUUGUGCAGGUUAGGAAACUUUGUAUAUAAUCAGAGGAGUUGUUUUAGUCCUGUUCUUAAUAACAUAGUCCAUCUGGCUGUCAAAUGUCAGGCAGAUGUUUCUAGUUUAUGUGAGGAGGAGCUACCUAUUUGAUUAUUUUCAUUUUGAGAAUUAUGUACAAGAGAGGCUGCAGGCAUCACCAUAUAAAGAUGGUGUGUCAAAUAGGUAUUAAGCACAUACAUAUUUUGGCCAUGUGUAUGCAAUUCGUUAGAAUAUCAGCAUCCAAAUAAUGAGUCUUUAAAUUGUCAUACUUUUGAAACAACAGAGAGUAGCUUAAAACAAAGCACUGAAGAUGGUUAAAUGUUUAACCAUUGUAAUCCUUGAAAGAAAGAGAAAAUCUGCCCAAAUGUCUAAUUCUGGGACUUUCCCCUAACACAGUGAAGUCUUUGAUGCCUAUAAGUGAACUGGUUUCCACGUCGCAAUAAAGCAUAUUUAAUGUUUAACCACAGUUUAUUGCAAAUUAGUAGUGGGUGCCUGCUGAUCAAAGCUUCCUGCUUUGUUCGUCCCUUGCUGUUGGCCAUACUGCUCUGGGAGCAAUAAGGCACAAGCUUUGACUUGUAUAUUCAGACCAGUUAUUGUGGUUUGCUUCUCUCCGAACAAAUUAUAAGAGGUAGCCAAGGUUUAUUCUUACCUUACUACUCAUGGUUUGUUUGGGGGAAACAAACUUUGAGCCCAGGUAUAGGCAGCACAACAGUCCAAGGCUUGUAGCUUCUUGUAGCAAGGAACAUGUGAAAAAUGAAGCAGGGACUCCUGAGCAGUGAACACGAGCACGUUGGUCAGUUGUGUUAAACCAUAGUUAAGCAUUGGUCUCUUGUAAGAAUAUUUCCCAUACUCCUUUAUGUAUUUAAAAGAUAGAUAGAUACCUUGCCCUCUCACCAAUGAUUUCCAAAGCAGCCCUUGUAGGUACAAUACAAUUAAGCUAUACUGAAGAAACAUUUGUGCUCACUUAGAGUAUCGGUAUGUUACAAAAUCUUCCCAACACAAGAUCCAUUGUUGCACCCAUGGAAUGAUGGGACUUGCUCUUAGCUGUUCUGCUGUCACUCAUGCCUUCCAAUCUUCUCAGUUUGUGGAGAGGUCCCUAACCCUCCAGAACAGAUUUUGGGUUGGGGGUCACCCAGGAGACUUCAGAGAAGAGAGGAAGGGGGAAUCGGUUGCACAGGCAGAGCACAACAGUUGGAUAUUGCCUAAUAGCUUUGGUGAAUAGUCAUCUUGCUCUGUAAAAACUUACAUAUUGUAUUGAAAAGUAGAUCCUAGGAAUCCUUGAGUUGAGUUCUUCUGGAACAGCUUUUUAAUGUAUGGAAGUAUAGCUCGCACUAUCAGUGUUACUCUGCUGCAUCAGCAAGACCAAUGCUGUUAUUUCUUUGUAUAUGUUGUAGAGGUCAGUUGGCCUUUGUUACUUGGUUUGAGGCUGUAAGUAGGUAUUCCAGAUAAUCCAGUGCAAAGUUCUGUCUCUAGAUAGGAGAUGUAGGGGUUUCUCAGCUUCUGCUAGUCAUAAAAUAAAUGUUAAUGUCUGAUAGGAAGAUCUUGAGGUUUUUGGUUUUUCAGUGGUGUGGAUUCCUUUUAUAACAGAAGUAGUUUUUGCCACUUCUUAGUCAGGAAGAUCCCAACUCCUCCUAUUGUAGCAGAAGCCGUGAGUCCCAUGGCAAAUUAGUAUUGUGCAUUAAUUUGAAAAUAUAGCUAACAACUUCAUUUGGUGAAAUAUAUCUUACAUAGACAUGAUACUUAUCCCAGAAUUUGACCUUUAGCCAGCUUCUGUUUUCUUAAGAAUUGUGAAAUGUUGCCCAGUCACUAGAAACUUUUUUUGGCAGAAAAUGUGCUUACCUAAGAGAAGCUUCCUUGCUCAGGAAUCUGUACCUAACUGUGCAUGGUUGCAGCUGAGCCCCUUCUUAAGUGAAUAAAGAACAAAUUGCUUAUGGCCUGUGGUUUUUGCUUAGUGGAGUUAAUAUUUUAUGUACUGUUCUAAAGAUAAUAUGCAGUAAAAUGGCUUGACCCUUUUAAGCAGCAUACUUCUUCCUAGUUCUCCCCUAUAUAAGUACAAUAUAGAAGGGUUAAUAUGGGACAUAUUAAAGAAGACUCCCUGAGUGAGAGAGUGCAUGCAUGCACAAUGUGUGUGCACACCAUGUCACAGUCUUGAUAUACAGUGGUACAUCUGGUUGCGAAUGGGAUCCAUUCCGGAGGCCCGUUUACAACAUGAAAAGAGUGCAACCUGAAGCGCCGUAUCUGUGCAGGUGCGCGGCACGAUUUGGCGCUUGUGUGCAUGUGCGAGUGGCGAAACCCAGAAGUAACCCUUUCCGGUACUUCCGGGUCGCCACGGGACGUAACCUGAAAGAAUGUAACAUGAAGCAAACGUAACGAGGUAUGAUUGUACCUAAAACCAAGUUGUAUAUUGUAACACUACUGUUGCAUUCAUUCUGGUUAAAAAAAGUUAAUCCCUUGUUACCUCGGAUAUUAACCUCUCUCUCUUAGCCAAAAUCAUUAUGUGUAUAAUGUAGUCUGUAUGUGAAACACUGGUGCUACAUGCAAGAGCCUUCCAAAUAAAAUCAUGUUUAGAAAGGGGAGACAGUGUUUUAAACCAGAAGGCUCAGCUAAAUCAAGAUGUGAACCUGGAGAAGUCAUUGUGCUGUGUGCAAUCCGUCGCUUGUCAUUGACAUUUCCUGUGUCUUGUAUGCAAGUGGGCCUGCCUAUUCACGCGCGUGGAAUGUCCUUAUCAGCUUAAAGGCAUGCCAUACUCGUAUGUUCUCUCUCCUCUUGCAUUUCGUCUGCUCCCAGACUUAGAUGAGACUGAAAGUAGACUAUUUUUUCUUUGUUAAUUACAUGCUUGUCUAUUUAUUUCAUAAAAUUUAUGUGUACCACUUAAUUGUUAACAAAAAACCUCAAAGUAGUUUACAAAGGGAAUAAAACAAUAACAUUAUCAGCUCUAUAAAAAACAGCUCUAUAAAACAUUUGAAAGAUAAAAUCAACUAUAAGCUAAAAACAUACAUCAACAUUUUUCAUGUAAGAAUGUGAUUGUUUAGUGUGGCAGUGCCUACACUUUGGAAUUCCCUGCCUAUUGAGAUCAAGCAGGUGCCUUCACUGUACUCUUUUUGGUACCUGCUAAAAAUGUUUUUGUUUAAACAAGCCUACCCUGAUGCUUAGAAAGUUGAGGUAAUUUCAGUCUGCUUUAGCAUUUUAACUUUUAUAUGUUUUUAAGUAUGGUUGUGAAAUUUCCUUGAUUUUACUAUUUUAUCUUUUGUAAACUGCUUUGAGGUUUUUUACAAUCAAGUGGUGUAUAAAUUUUAUGAAAUAAAUAAAUUCCCUUUGACUUGUGUAUAUUAAAUAGGACAUAAUCUGCAGGUGCUCAUGAUACUGUAGUACAGUACAUGCUGCAUUACAAAACGCAACUUAGUGGAUACUGAGAAAUUGAGUAAUAAGAAACCUAUUGAAAUCAUUGUUUAUAAAUUAAGGAAUUGCUUUUGCACACAACAGAUGAAUGUAGAAUCUUAACCAUCAUUUUAGAGCCCUUAUGUCCCAUUGAUUUUGAUGAAGAGCUAAUGUGUGAAUGGGCUUGUGGACAGGACUUCAUCUUCUUAUCUUUCCCCCCUGCAGCCAGCUGCGCACACCCUAGGUUUCUCUGGAGACUCCCCCAAACCUCCAAAGCAGUUUUUGAGGGUAUAUGGCAUGGGAACUGCAGGAGGGAGAAAAGAAAAGUCCAGUUGCACAAGAGGAAAUCUGUUCUGCUCACUUGCAGACACCCUUGGAUACAACCCACUGUGAAAUCACUAAGACUUAAAUGGGCUUAAGUUUGCCUAGAUUGUAUCCUGUUUACGCGUGGGUUAUGUUCCCGGGCACCGCAUGCAUCAGUGAAAUUGUGUAUAAUUAAAACCCAUUGAAAAAGCCUGCAAACACACCAUUCCACCUCUGCCCUGCCCGUGUUCCACCCUUUUAGAGAUAUUUCACUGAUGUCUUUAUGACAUUUCUGGGUCAUACACAUAUUGAACAUGUAAACAGGGCUGCCUGUAAUGUAUAGGUGACACUACCAAUGCAAGUUAUAUCAGUUCAAAAGCAUGAGGGGAAUGCACAUGCAGUGUUAGAAAUUAGCUAGGCACCAGGCGCAUUUUGCUCCUGAUGUGGGUACAAUUGCAACCACGUGGAGAUCUCUAGAUGCCAGGUUGGCGACUGACAUCUCCACCUUUUUCUCCAAGGCUUGCAUGGUUCACCCCCCUUCUUGGUUAUUCCGUACAACUAUCUUGUGAUGCCAGCAACUGUUACACACAUUGCCAGGGUGUAUAAGCAAUUUCUUUGGUUACUUCAUGUUUGAUAGUCUUGGAUUUUGAAGUUGUGUUUUCUUCUCUCCUUUAGGGACUGACAUUGCUGCUGGAGAAGAGGUUGCCAUCAAAUUGGAAUGUGUGAAAACCAAACAUCCUCAACUCCAUAUAGAAAGCAAAAUUUACAAAAUGAUGCAGGGUGGAGGUAAAAAUUAUCUGUGCUGAUAAGUCAUAUGGGUACUAAUGUUCUAGCUAUAAACUGAAGAAGGCAGAUAGCACUGCAUAUGUGCACAAGUGAUUUCAUGGUUACCUUCCUGCCAUGCAUUGGGGAGCUACAGCAGUAGAAUCCUAAAUGUGCUUUCUUAGAAAUAAGAGUAGCACUGAGUUCAUUGAGUCUUUAAUCCUAAGUAAGUAUGGGUGGGACUUCAGUUUUCAUUCUCAAUGUUCUAAUAAGGUAGGCUCUUGUUUACACAGGGGGUUGUGAGGCUGACAAACAAUUGCUUCACUAAGAGUUACCCUCUGAGCCCGUGGAUUACCAACACUACCUCAACCUGUCUGCUCAUUACUUAAAUGCAAAUCAAGUUGUUGUUUAUCUGUGACAUAUUUCUGAGUUGUAAUGUUAAAAGAAAGGAACUCUUGAACUGUAGAUCAUGAACAUGAGAGGUUUUCAAUCACACAAAUGAGAUAUAUAUAUUAUUGAAAUUAUGUUCUGACAGUAGUGUCAAUCCUGGUUUGACAAUCUUAAAACUGGGCAGAUCCUUUUACUUAAAGGCAUGGUCUUUGCAUGUGAUACCAUAUAGGCAAGAUACCAUUUCACUCUUGAACUUUGUGAGAAGCUUUCUUGUUUGGACCUAUACUUUUUCUCAGUAAUUGCAAACUGCUUUUUAUAGUUUCAGAGGCACAAAAAUUAUUACAUUUGUUUUGCUAUAACCUUGAGUGUGGAUCUGUUAACUGACAACAGUUAACUACAUGGGCAUAGUUCUUGCAAGUCUUGUAAUUUGCUACUCAUUUCGGAUGAGUAGCAUUGUCCAUUGCAGAGUACCUGAAUGUGCCUUCCCCAAGUUAGGCAAAUAUACUCUGGAGAUGGGGUUCAGCAGAUAUCAUUACAGUUCUGCAUUGUGUUACUCUAGAUGAUGCAUAAAUAAAUGUGCUCUUACUCAUACAAUCUUGCAAUGCUGGAGAGAGAAGCCAAAUGCAGACCUGGCACAGUUCCGCUCUGUGCUGGUAACCACUGAGCCAGCUGCUUGCAUGAUUCAGACUAUUUUAAAGUAGGGGUGGGAAAUCAAUGUUUCUGGACUACAUCUCUCAUUAUCCCCUGCCAAUCACCUUGCUAGCCAGAGCUGAUGCAACUUGGAGUCCAACAACACCUGGAGGGUCAGAGGUUACCCAUCUCUUGUUUAAAGUGUUCUUUAUUCUGAUCUUCUAGCUUUAAUUACCUAGAAUUACGACAUAGUAAUAUCAGUCAGAGUGGGGAAUGCAGGUAGUGGUGAAAGAAUUGAGCAACUCUCAGAACUUAUUUGGGGGGAAUCUUCUGAAGCUGUAACCAAGGGAACCUCAUAAUUUCUGAGCCCAGGUUAAACAGCACAGAUUUAAAAUGUCAUAUGCAAAUAUGCUAUAAAAUAUUUGUUGAAUUCUGAGUAUUCAUAGCUACUGUAGACUAAUUUGAUGUCUGAUAGUUAGGAUUCAUAGCACAACAAUGGUCUUUCCCUCCCUUUUGGCUUCUUAAUAGGGAGUACUUGUACUUAGAUAGAAGGAGAAGAUCACAUCCCAUUGGAAGCACAUCUAUACAAGGUGUCCCAGGACCUUCCUCCAGUUCCAGUCUCUUCCCCCCAUCUCCUCCCCCCCAAAUGCAUACAUUUUUCAGGAAGAAAAAUGUGCUGUAAUUUAGAUAAUAAUCUGUGGGUGUGUCAUACAUAUUUUGUGCAGAUACCUUCUGUUUUCACAAAAUACUAUAGUAAUUUCCCCCCUUUUUUCUAGUGGGCAUUCCCACAAUCAAAUGGUGCGGUGCUGAAGGUGACUACAAUGUAAUGGUGAUGGAGUUGUUGGGACCAAGCCUUGAAGAUCUCUUUAACUUCUGUUCAAGAAAAUUCAGCCUCAAGACAGUCCUUUUACUUGCUGACCAAAUGGUAUUAAAAUCUUUGCAUGUCUUGAUUAUUGGGUAGGAGGGCUUCCUUAAAUCCUCUCUGCAUUCUAUAAAUAAUUGUCUUAUAUGGAACAAAAUUUGGGACUCCUUUCUUUCAGAGGGCAGGUAGAAAGCCUACCACUUAAGCUAUUCUCUUCAUAUACCAGAAAAUAAAAUGCGUCCAGUACAAAUAAUGCUUUUAAAGUUAUUUUUGCCAGUGUGAAUCAGACCAAUUUAGCUGCAGUGGGAAACAUGCUUGUGCUUCUUUAAAAUACAUACUUUUUCCAAAAUGGAUUGUUCUCAGGCUGUGUAGUUAGUGGCUGUUGGGCUGGAUUCUAAAGCAUUCACCCGUUUCUAGUGUGUUAGGCUACAUUCCUUAUCUAUCUCUUGACAUGAGGGUUUGCAAUUAUUUUAAAAGCUAAUCUUUCCCUCAAGGGGUAACAACAGUCAACACAUCAAGUUUUACAGAUUCUUCAACUUUAUGUUAGGAUCAAGUUGCAGAAUCUGAGCCUAUAUGUAUUUAAAACUUUGCUGCCACAAAAAAUUGGCCAGUUUAUGCAUAAUAAAUAACUUCCUGAAAAUGUUAUAUAAAUCAACUUGUGAAUUGUUCUUCCAAAAUAAGUGUGAAGACAUUCUUGGUUUGUACUUCUGCACAGACAUAGAAGACAAUAAGAACUAAAUAUGUCCGCGAAUAAUAUCUUCUCUAAUGGCUAUUAGGAUGUCUGUAUGUGUGUCCAUUUUUAAACCUUUAGGUUCAGAAAGGUUGAAGUAAAACAGCAGGACCGUAAAUAUUCCAGUUAUGUGUACUGCUACCAUUUGAAGCAUCUGGAAACCAUGCUUUAUGCAAGCAAGUGGCACUGAAAUGAUAUAGCAAUGGUGCUAGAUGACGCCAGGGUCAGUAGUCAGACAGUUUGGGCACUGGCUGAGGCUCCCAGGGGCUUGGAAGAGAGCCCCUCACUGGACCAGCCGCAGCACCAUUCACCAUCUUCCCUGCUGGACCCACCAAUAUUUUUCAGCAGUACACAGUGUUUCUGCUUUUAAAUAGGAGCCAAGCUUACCUUUCACCCUCAGUGGUCACCUGCCAUUUUGAAGUUACUCAGAGUGUAUUGUCUUGCCUUACUGAUUUUGUAGGUCUAUAGGUAAGGAUUGGGCCAUGACCUGAUUGGAAGUAGAUAUAGUGAGGGCUCAUUGUUGGCACUAUGCCAAGGGCUCUCUGGCUUCAGCCUUGGAGGCAACUAUUGGUCUAAUGUAGUAGUACUGCUGUUACAGCAAAAUCUUUAGAGCCAAAACUCAAUCUUACCUAGUUGAAGAUCCUUGGAGGUUUUUAAGCAGAUGUUGGAUGGCCAUCUGUCAUGUAAGCUCUAGUUGAGAUUUCUGCAUUGCAGGGUGUUGGACUAGAUGUCCCUCAGGAUCCCUACACAGCUCUUUUUUGGGGGGUAGGGAUGUCACCCUGUCAGUGCCCAAAGUGAGAUCCAGUUAAGACAUUAAUUCUUGCUUCAUCAAAAGACCUAGGAGGAAAGCCACUUAGACUGCAAUCUUAUACACACGUACCUCGCAGUAAAUCCUAUUGAUCUUAAUUAGACUUACUUCCUAGUUGUCAUGUGUACAGUUGCACAGUUAGAAACAAGUUAAACUGGCUUGUGGUAUUUUAAAAAGGGGGUUAAGUAGAAUAAAUAAUGCAGGCAUAAUAAAGCAAGCAAAUAGCUUUUAAGCUUAAACGUUAUCAAAGUAGGAUUUUAGUAUUAAAGCCCAAUAUAAAGGAGCAGCUGGUUGUUUUUGAAAGGUUUUAUAUGCUGUAAUUCUGAAAUUAUGUCUUUCUGCAAUUAGAUUAGCCGAAUAGAAUACAUUCAUUCGAAGAACUUCAUCCACCGAGAUGUAAAGCCUGACAACUUCCUGAUGGGAUUAGGCAAGAAGGGCAAUCUUGUCUAUAUCAUAGAUUUUGGGCUGGCCAAGAAAUAUCGGGAUGCUCGAACGCACCAGCACAUUCCAUAUCGUGAAAAUAAAAAUUUAACAGGAACCGCCCGCUAUGCCUCUAUCAACACUCAUCUUGGAAUUGGUGAGCUGGUAGCAGAUUAUUUUGGUUAUUGUUGUAGGAAUGUUCAUGCAAUAAGACAUCUGGAUAAAAUAAAUUGUUCUGGCUACCAUUGAAAAAAGGGGGCUUUGAUCUGGGAGUGAACCCUGUUGAAUCCAGUAGGACUUAUUUCUGAAUAGAUGUUGUUAGGAUUGUGCUGUAUGUGCAUCAGUGAAACAAAUCAAAUGGUCAUGCUCUCUAAUGCAUGUGACAGCCUCAAACAAGAUGUUGGGAGUGUUUCAUCCAAUAAACUUCCAUUGGGAUAGCUUGGUAGAUUUUUUCUUGGGGUCAGACUACCAUAUAUGGGAUCGAGAAGAAAUUUCCCUUCAGGUCAAGCUUGUAAAAGUUAUCUCAGGAUUUGUUUUGUUUCUGUUUGCCUCCACUUGCAUGCAGACAUAAAACUUGCCUUGCUAGAAGCUGUUUCCAAUGGCACAACAACAAAGAACUUUACCAUAAAGAAGAUUAUAGUCCUGAGAGAUAUGGGUUGGAGAACACUGUGCCUUUCACUGCAGCCUGUGUCAAGAAAUUGUGGCUAAGCUUGCAACUUGGCUCAGUGGUGUGAAUCAUCGUUAGCAGCUUUCUGCAGUAUGUCUGUUCUUGGCACUGUGGCUUGAAUUUCCUUGGUUGAUUGCAGGGCUCCACAGAUGUCUUUGCACCCCUCCCCAGAGUUCUCCAUGAAUUUCAGGGGAUGCUUGGGGAGAGGUCUCCUCACACUAGCAUGGUAGGAGCAGCAUUCAGAGACUGUAAAAGGUUCAAGCAAAAUGAAAUAAGAUCCACCUUCUCUCCUCAGUUCAGAGGAUUUGGGGCAGGAAGGAGCCAGAAGCAACUAAAUCAUGGUUGCCUUUACACUCAAAGCUGUAAAACCCUGGUUGAUCGGCAAGUGUUGUGGGUGAAUGAUUCUGUAUUUCUGUUGUGGUAUGGACCUAUAUGGCCAUUUGAACAGUUUCCAGUAUGGGAUUCUUUAGGAAUAAUUGUUGGAUAAUUGCAAGAGUAAACCAUUUUUCAUACUGAUUUUAUUGGCAAGGUUUAAAUUAACUAUUUAACAAUGUUUUUCUUGCAGGUAAGAUCUUUGUUGUGUAAUUUUUGCUUUAAGCAUAUUUGAACCAUUUCACCAGAUGAUAGAACCUAAUGGCUCCACUCUUCUACUCCUUGUAGAACAAUCUCGCAGAGAUGACUUGGAGUCCUUGGGCUAUGUACUCAUGUAUUUUAACCUGGGCUCCCUCCCCUGGCAGGGAUUGAAGGCAGCUACAAAAAGACAGAAAUAUGAACGCAUCAGUGAAAAGAAAAUGUCCACACCCAUUGAGGUUUUGUGUAAAGGAUACCCUUGUAAGUUUAUUCUCUGAAAUAGAUGUCUUCAGUAUUGAUUUCAAAGCUAACUGUUCAGUGAAACUUACAUUAACUUGAUGUUACAUUUUCUGUUACCUCUCUAUCUUAGAAAUUAUUCUAGCUCUUAUUUGUAUGUACUAACGCUUUCUUGUUAUUUGGUUAAAAUUUCAUUUAAUGGUUAAAUGAAGGUAUGUUGUUUGGCUGCUUUGUAAACAACUUCAACACCCCCCCUUUUUUGUGCUCCCCUCUUUCCAAGGUGCUGCAUAUGUAUGGAUUUUUCUCUGUCUACACUGUUUGGUAUUCAAUGAGCAGCUUACCAUGAUGAACAAAUGACUUACAUGUUCAGUCAGCACAUGUUCAGUCACAGUGCAUAAGUUACCAGUCGUUGCUUUAAAAAGAAAUAUCUCUCUCUCUCUGUUUUGUUUGUUUUAUUGCAUUUAUGAAUUACAGUUAUAUUGUACUUUUCCUCCAAGGAACUCGGUGGCAUACAUGAUUGUGUCCUUUUUAUCCUCACAGCAACCUUGUGAGACAUCUUUGACUGAGAGACAGUGACUGGUCCAAAGUCACACAGCUUCAUAGCUUGAGUGGGGAUUUUAACCCUGAUCUGCCAGAUCCUAGUUCAGCAACCUGCUAACUUUUGUACCAUACUUAAUCUUUCUAUUGUUUAUACCACUGUGGACUAGAAUAGGGCUCUCUACACUCCUCUGCAGGUUGCCUCUGCCGUUGUAGCCUAGUAAUUUCCCUGACAGUCAUGAAGGAUUGUGCUGCAUGUGAAAAAAAGCAUAUCACUUCCUGAUUACAUAUGGGAAAAGCAGUUCACGGUUCUGUCACCUUGGUUACUAUGAGAAGCAUUGAGCCAAUACUUUGGAAAGCAGAUGAGCUGAUGAAUCUGUGCUGGAUAUUGUUGUUUGCACUGACUUUACAAUAACAUCAUCAGGAUUUCUCAUUUCUUUUUAGCUGAAUUUGCUACAUACCUGAAUUUUUGCCGCUCGUUGCGUUUUGAUGACAAACCGGAUUAUUCAUAUCUAAGGCAAUUAUUCAGAAACCUCUUCCACAGACAAGGCUUCUCCUAUGACUAUGUAUUUGACUGGAACAUGCUGAAAUUUGUAAGUAGUCAGUACUUGCUAACUUAAUUUUUUUUUUAAUUGUGGAAAACAGAGUGAGAGCUUGAUAUCUGACAUUAAGUGCUGGAGGUGAAAUAAUAUAUUUCACAGUGCUUGUUCAUGUUUGUAGCAAAUGGCAGUUUGGUGUGAACUGUUACAAGCAAUGAAACUGAAACCAACUUUAGCUUUAUAACAGGACUAGUGGUUAAAGUAUCAAACUGCAAAUCUGUGAGCACUCACCUGGGAGUAAGCUACAUUGAAACAGGGCGACUUGCUUUGUAGUAAACAGGCUUGGGAUGCCUCUGUAAAUCCUUGAAGACUGGGGAUCUAUAUAUAUGAGUGGCAGCUAGCAAUGUAUCCAAUUGUAAAUAAUCAAAGCUGAUGAUCUGAUGUUGUCUCAUUCCUUGCCUAGCUGUAAGAGGUUGUGCACAUUUACCAUAAUCACUCUGGGGGACCAAAUGGGUUCUCUGGGUGUUGUCUUCAGCUAUUUUAUAAUUUGUAAUGACCAGAAGGUAUGGAAGCUGUAAGAUAACUGUAGAAUGACAUUAAAAUUUAUGAUAUAACUGCAUUACUUUGGUGGUCAGCUUGCGGUCACUUACCUUGUAGCAAAAACUUGGAAGCUUUGGAAGGCUUCGUAAUUAGCAACCGUACUUCCAAAGAUAGAAGUCACAUACCCAAAGAGAAGACAUAAAUUUGUACUGCAUUUGCAGGCUUUCAGUACUCACAUUUUGUUUAGAUUUUUUGAUUAGCGAGAGAUCCUAUUUUAAAACAGAAAAAAAGCCUGACAUUUUGUAUUUACAGCAAGACAGACGAGAAAGAAUAAAUAUUGUAUGCUUGUGACAGUGGCUCUAGUUGGAUUUCCAAAGUGUUUUUUGUUUCUUCCAAAAGCAAAAACCUUGCUACCUUUUCUAGUUUUUAUUAACAAAACACUAUUUGGAUGUUGGGUCUGUAUAUCUAUGUGUAGGUGCAUUCAUUGUUAGAGAAAUCAAUAAGUUUGGUUGGGGAUUUAGGAUUAAAACAGGAUGGACUCUGACCUGGUUGAGAAGCAGCAUACAGAAAAAAUGGUAAAGCUCACCGCUUAGCUACUAGAACAAGCAUUUGCAAUGUUUUGCUUUCACAUGUAACCACAAGCUGCCUAGAACAGGGAAGUAUUGCUACGCAGGGUAAACAGUUUCUUUUAGAAAAAUUUGAAACAUGUUGAAACUUUUGCUUGUACCUUCCAUUUAAUUUUAAGGAAGUGAACCCUGUACUUCACGUGACUAUGCAUAAAAAUCUUUUGAAGUCUACGUAUCGGCAGAGGACUCUCUGACUCUCAUGGGGUCAGAGACCACUCUCUCAGGUACUUGAAUAAAGAGCUAAGGUGAAUCUCUCCAUGGUUUCUGAUUUACACACACAUAUAUGAUUAAAAUAAAAUUAACUAUGUUUUUUAAAUAUAAAGAACUCAGUGUGUAUGAGAUGUUGCACAGUAAUUGGCAUAUGCAUUUCAUACUCCUGAGAUUCAAUAUACCAUUCUUUGUGAGUUGCAUCCAUCUUUCGUCCUUCCCUAAUAGACUCUGUCUAUUGAAUAUCUGUAUCUCAGUGUUAGUCAUUCUUCUGCAAAUGUGAUACAAGUUGAUGUCACACCAUUCUGUUCCGUCUGGAGCAUGGUUACAUUACAGACCAAAAGGAAAAAAAAACUGCCUUUGGAUCAGUUCAGUACAUUUUAGGUUUGCCAAGGCAUUUUGAUCCCUGAAAAUCCACUCUGAGGCAGAAGCCUUGCUAGAAGGCCAUGUGGUGUGACUUGUACACCAGUUCUUGGAACCAAAGCUGGUCUAUAUUGAUCUGUUAUACUCAUGUGCAGUCACAUUUCUUCAUGAUAAUGAAGAAAUAUUUUGUACAUCAUUCACACCAUAGAUCAUAGGGGUAUCUUUUCAGUGAGAUAGUUCAUCAUCAGGUAAUUACUUUAUUCUGUUAAGAAUUCCCUAUUCUGCCUGCCUUUUUGCAGUUUCCAAAAGUGUGCCUAACCCCCUCUCAAAAGCCUGGGCAAAGAGCUGUGUCUUCACUUGUCGACCCAGCAGAUAAUAUUGGUGCAAUAUGUGUGUCAGCAGGGAGGAAGUCAUCCCAUAGGUGAGGAGCCACCACCAAGAAGGUCUUAUGCACCACAACCACCUAACCUUCACUUGGUGAUGGAAGCACAAAUGCGACCUCCGCUACAGAUGUUAAUGACCUGGUAGGCUGAUAGAGAAGGAAGUGUUCCUUCAGGUAUUUGGCCUCCAGGUCCCUUGGGGCUUUAAAUGUGGCAGCAAAGCACCCUAAACUGGCCUUCAGAAUAAUUUGUUAGCUGCUUAGGACCAGUGUUAUGAAGUCUCCCAUAAUCCAUUUUGUUUCUGAACCAUUGAUUUCCAGUCCAGUUUCACACUUUCUGUUUCAGCUGUUGCAUUUCCCUCUCUAAUUCUAUUGUAACAUUAGUAAAUAUUAUGCAGACAUCAGGAAAAGGCAAAACGUGUUAGGUGAUAACUUGCUGGUGUUCAUUCCACACUUGGUUUUGUUGUUUUAUUUAACAGUGACUUCAGAACUACAACACAUGGGUUUCAGGGAAAUUGUUGCUUUGCUUCACACUUUUUGCGAAUAAGAAUGCAACAUGGAUAGUGAUCUCUGUAGUACGGUGUUUGUUUGUUUGAUCAAGCAAAUUGUUAAGCAUUUUGUAUAUAUGGAGAUUGUGCAGUACAUCGAGGAUAGCAUUGGAUUCAGUGGAGCUAAAAUACUUUCUUCCAGCUGACAAAGCCAAGAAUAUAAGAAGUGUAAUUUUCUCACAGUAACCAACUUUAAGCACAACAGCACUCUCCCCAGCACCUGAUAUUCAGAUGCAUGCACUUCCAAUACUGGAGGUAUCUGCCAAGUAAACCAGCAUCUGCUAUUUCUCCUCUCUACUUUGGGUAGCUACCAGGCUGAAUAUUUGUGACUGAUUUCCAAGAAUCAUCAACAUAAAUCCCCUUAUUCUUUGCUGCUGUAGAAGAAGAAAGACGUCAGGACUGCCUUUCUUUAAAAAUAUUGUCCGAUGCUACCACUGUUCUUUUGUUUUUAGUGUAGUCAUAAAAGUGUUGUGCAGCAGCUUUGAACAAAUGUAUUUUCCAACUUUGAGCUAUUUUGGCCAAAUACUAUAGGUACCCAGGUGUUUUCUUUGUAUCUUGUUAGCAAUUGCAAGUUCCACAUCCUCUGGCAUCAUGGAUUUGUUCCAUGUCUGCUCUUAGUAGGUAAUAUUUUAUGAAAUUGUGGCAAAUAAGUAUUUUUUAUAUAUAAAAAACUAAAUCCUGUUAAAAAGUAAAAAAAUAUUGUGAUCACCAUUCAUUUCCCUUUUUAAAAAUAGGUACGGGGCUGAGAGAAUAACCUGCUACCUUCUGAGUCUGUGUCUGAUUUGGACCCAGGGUCUGCUUUUCCUUCUGACUGUCUUUCGGUGGUCCAGAUAAGCUCAGCAGUGUAGCGUUGACACUGCAACUACUCUCAGCACUGAAUACAGGUUUUUAACUAAUUGAUUCCAAAUGUUGGUAUAAUGCCAAAUUACAUGUUCUUGCAGGGUGCAAGCCGUGCAGUCGAAGAUGCUGAGCGUGAACGAAGAGAGAGAGAAGAAAGACUGAGACACACACGAAAUCCUGCAGUUCGUGGCUUACCUUCCACUGCCUCUGGCAGGCUGAGGGGGACACAAGAUGUAGCUCCACCAACCCCUCUUACCCCAACUUCACAUACAGGUAAGCCAAAGAAUGCCUUGAGGUGGGCUGCCUUCUAGUUAAUCACUUCCUCUUGCGCCACAGCUUACUCCAUUCAACACCUCAAGGCUUUUAGGGGGCCGGGGGGUAGGAAAUUCUUCUUAUUCUAGCCCAUUUUGGCAUGCUUAUCUUUGAAUCCUACCCUCAACAUUUAAGAACAGUAUUUUAUAACAUUAAUUUCUUGACUUACAAGCCUCUCCCUAGUUAGGCUUCAAAGGGGACUGAGUGCCUUGUGGGUUUAAUAGUUCUGACAUUAUGAAGGUGCUUAUAAAGUGAUGCCUCUGUCGGCUUCCCUUUAUUGCAAUAGUUUAUUUUGUCUAGUAAAUACAGGCACAAAAUUAAGUUUUACUUUUUAUUUUGGUCAGCAAACACAUCUCCUCGGCCAGUGUCUGGAAUGGAGAGAGAACGGAAAGUGAGUAUGCGAUUGCAUCGUGGGGCCCCUGUCAAUAUCUCCUCGUCUGAUUUAACAGGCCGACAAGAUACCUCACGCAUGUCAACCUCACAGGUACAAAACAGUUCUGAUUUUUUUUAUGGGGAAAAGACUAGGAGCUCAGUAAUGUCCUUUGACAAGAUCAGAGUAAAAAUACUCUUUGAGUAGGAUAGAUCGUCUCACAAUUAUGUUUAGACAUGCCAUUCUCUUAGUUGAUCUGAAUUAGCUGAAGAACCGCUACUUGUGAAGUACUUAGCUUUCUGACCUUGAAGUUUAAGUGUGAAGGAGGGUGUUGUAUAGGUUAUUAAAAUUGAGGGCUGGGUACCUCCCUUGUUUAAUGCAUUUUUGGAUAUUUGUGUAUUUGCAGGAUACAGACUUUUAACAGCCAUGGAAAUAUCAGUGACUUUACUAUACUAUGUGAAUCAUCAACUGACUUAAAUGUCAUGUUUUCUUCUAACCACUGCAGAUCUCAGAAGCCUUGUGCAAAUGAAUCAAAGCUAUUACUUGUUACAUUUCAUGCCGAAGAAGGAUCAAUAAGUGCUCUCCUUUUAUCCUUAGUACAGACUCAAUUUGUCCAAUAUUACACAUGGGCAAUGUAAAUUGUAGCCUUAGUCAUCAGUCCUUUGUUCUGUAGUGUCUAGUUGCAAAGUUGCACCCAUUUGGCAAUUUUGACAUGGCUUGAGCUGUAUUUUCAAAUAAAUUGCCAUUUAUGGAAAAUAGCUACCAGCAUCUGUCUGGUAUAAGUGACCAUCUGUAAUCAUAUCCAGUAUAAGAGGAGUGUGCUUAAAGCUACUGUAGCACUGAAAUUGUUAUGCCUGUGAAAUACGAGGUUGAAAGAGGAAUGAUCUGUCUUGCAUUCUUUGUAUUACUUUGUUAGGUGAUGGUACUAUUCAUACUACUUUGAUUUUCUUUUCUUGUAGAAUUUACUAAAGCUAGAAGUAAAAAAUGAUUUCCAAAUUAGCCCUGGGCAUGCAUCCUUGUUGAAAGUAUGGAGCUAAACUAGACUAGUUGUUGUGAAUGAGUCUGUACCUGACUGCAGUAAGCAACCUUCUUGACCAUGGGACAGCUAAUUGCAGAUUGUAACGUUUUGCCUACAGCAUCCAUUACUGGUUUAUUUUAAUAACCUGUGGCAUAUGUUCAGAAUAUUUCAGUUGAAUUACAGCACAGCUCACAUAACAGGCUGUAAGUGUAAAUUAAUGUUGUAUAAAAGGAAGAGUAUUUUUGGAAGAUAAAUGCAUAUCCUGCAUGGUUGUGCAGUGGAAUGACAAUUGACUCCUUUUUGUUAGUCAUUUUUUUGUUUGUUUUCAAACAGAGGGAAAAUAUUUGGUGCCUGAAGAGAGGAUAUUCACUAACAUUUGCAGCUUGAAACAUUCCAGUUUCUUAUUCCAUUGUAGAUUCCCUCACAAUAUGUGUGACACACAACCGAAAAAGGCUUGGAUUUCAUGCAAGUCCUACAGUACUUUACAAAAUGAAGCUUUGUAUCAUGAAAGCCACAGCAGGGGACUCUAGGCUUUCUCAUUCCAAAAUAGUAGCUAAAAAACUAGUUGUGAAUUUCUGAACAGUGAUAUUGUUCAGGUUUGAUUCUAAGAGAAGGGUGUAUGUGUGAGAACCAGAGAACACACUAAAAUUUUGGGAAGGCCGGAUCAGGAGAAGAGCCAUUUGAAGGCAUUGGCAAAUUGAUCUUUGACUUUGUGUCAGUUGAAGAAAUGCUAAAGGAGCAAAAGGUUCAAAAGCUGAACAGGACAUAAAUGUGGAUGUUGCAGUUGGUGUUUAGAGCACCAAGCAUCAAAACUCAAACAGUCACAAAUGUUAGACAAAGGCAGCAGAUGACACAGGAGCUUUUAGUAGCUUUAAAAAUAGAAAACUCUCAAACCAGUGGUGCCUAUUUGUUGGAAAGAUAAUUGAGGGUUAAAACUUUUUUCAUAAAAAGUAUAAAGGAGGAAAUGUGUUGAUUAUGGUUAGUUUGGAUUAACUGUUGCAGUAAGAAAAAAGAGAGAUUGAUUGUUUUACAUCAUGGCUAUAGUGAGUUCCAUUGACCACAUUGGGACUUGGUUUUUGAGUAAAGAUGCAUAGAAUUGUUCUUUGUUUACUUCACAAAAGUAAAUAAAACUUCUGGUUUUUUUGCUGUUGUUAUAUCAAAACCAUCAUAAACUUUUGUCUAUGACCAGUAGUUACUGCUAAAGGUAUGUAGUUUGACUCUAGUUCAGAACCAUCACAAUUCCUCAAAUGCUAAAUAGUAUCUGAUACAAAGAGCAAAAACCUUUUGGGAAGACAGUCUUUAAUGUAGAAUAAUAUGGAAUUUCAAGUUUCAACUCCAUAGGAGCACAAAUUUUGUCACCCAUCACUAGUGUUUGCAAUAAAGUGAAUAAAGUUUAUUAUACUAUAUACUGAGGCUUCAAAAUCUAAGAUCCAGUCCUUAAACAACACAAGUAAGAUUUUCUGGAAGCCCAGAGUCUGUACCUAAUAGGCAUUCUUUGUCAUACUGAUUAUAAAUACAUUCUUAAUGCCAUACUUUUGCUUGAUUUGAAUGCUAUCUCCAGUCUUAGGCAAAACAGAUGGCAGCUUUUUGAACAAGUCUCUGAAUCUCUUUUUCCUCUUGUUAAUAUCCAACAAAUGUCUACUCCAGGACAUGAAUAAGAGGUGUAUAAAGCAUAUUUCCCCCUUCAUUCAAUAUACACUGGCCAGAUUCACAGUGGAUAAGAUCUCCUUGAUCCCUACUCUAAGAUCCUGACAUUGCAUGCUGGGAUGGAGCUGGGGAAGAUGUUUCUCUCUAGGAUUUAAAUGAGUGUGUCCUGUGGGUGUAUUGCAGACUUGAUAAUUUUGAAGAAGAAAAAAUAAACCUUUUGGAGUUUUGAGACUAUCUCUUUUAUCUUCCAUCUGUAAAGCCAAGCUCCAGCAGACCUCGAAGGAAGAGGAAGAAAGUGCGUAUUUUAACAACUUAAAUGACCUGGAAUAAAGCACUUUUAGACUCUGAGGUGUAGUUGCUUGCUUUCCUUUACAUCAGGGCCAUUGAAAAGCAGAAUGAAUUGCAUCUAAUAUCUGCAAAUCUUGUUGGUUUUGAUCAUUGAACUUAGAAGGCAGUAAACGUCCAAUAAGUCUUGUCUAGAUCAGUGUGUCUCUUUCCUAGCUCUCUUGUUUGUGAUGAUGGUUUGCAUUGCACAUAUAAUUGGUCAUUUUCAUCUGAAAUGACUACCUUAUAAAAAAUGGGUGUGGAACUGUGAAGUUUGCCUUGGCUGUGUUAAGUGAGUAAAAAGUAGUUUAAAAUAUUUCUGUACCGCUCCAGCAGAGAUCCUAGGACCAAUUACAAAAAAUGUGUCAAUAGACCGACCCUCCACCCCCUUCAAAUUAUUCAUGAGUGUGUAAUCAUUCUAGCAGCUCAUGAAUUUAGUGCAGUUUGAUUACUUUUUUUUGUUUACUUGUUUAAAGUAAAAUAGUGUAUUUAAAAGCUUAACAACUGGUUCAGAAACAUACUUUAAACAUAUUCGCAGUAUUUCAGGAUGAGACGACUGCUCAUUCUGUUCUCAGGACCUCGUUCCAAAAACACCUGAUAGGUUAUGAGCCAAACAAGACUAAAACUUCAGUUGGUUCAUCUUGUAAAUAUAAAUAUCUUGGAAACCUGGCUCAUUAAAUGUUGAGAAUCCCGAAAGUGAAAAUCCAAGUAGAUAAAUUCCAAACUGAUGAAGGUAAAUUCCCUUCUACUAGCUGUAGCCCUCUCCAGCUGCUUUGCUGCCUUUGCCCUUCCUUGUACUUAACUGGACAACGGGGUGCUACUUCUCCAUAUAUGUAAGAAGUAGUUGUGGGUUAAACAGUGGAAUUCAAGCCAAAAAGGAUCCACUCCCAAUUUAUUGUAGUAGAUCAUGUUAACUUCCACUGACUAUAAAAACUUCGGAGGAUGAUUAGUCUGAUGGCACUGAUGUUCCGUGGUAUAUGAUCCUUGUCUGCUACAAAAUGAAGUAUCUUGGUAUAUGAGCCUUCUCGCAUGUACCUCAUUCUUCCUAGCAAAGGGCACGUAUUUCAUAAGAAAUUGUUUGAAUAAUCUGUAAUGUGCAACUAUUUUUUUCAAAAACUGAGCAAGGUGCUUCACAAAAUGGUGAUCAUAAUGCAGUGGAGCAUUACACUGCGUACUUGAUGCAAUUACAAAUGACCCUCUUUGCUAAGUCACAAAUGUAUGAAAUUUCUGUGACCUACUUUUUCUAUUCAGACUCUUGCAAAAGAGAAUGAAGAUUAAGAGUAUGGAAUCCAGCACUUCCUGAACGAAAAGAGAUUGGCCUAUCACAAUAGCUUUUAAAUACUGUUUCAAAAAUAUCCUUCUAGCCAAACUUAAGGCUUUUGAGUUUGGAAAUGAAAAUGUACGGAGUGUAGUGCAGUUGUUUCUUCAAUGAAAUUGGCUGUGCUUUUGAAAUUUUCCACUUUCCUGGGGUGAGUGAGAGUAGCCCCUGCUAAGUAGCAAAUGGUACCAGCCCACACUUCCUUUGCCACUGUAACAUCUAUCAGCAGAAAACUGGCUAUGCUUCUGGCUCUCCGCCAGUAAUUUUACAUCAGCUGUCUGUCUAUGCAUCCUUCCUGGUUACUGGCUUGAACUGCUUUCCCCAUGCUAUACUAUAGUGCUGUGCAUGGUAGCCUGUAGGGGCGGGGAGUUCAGCAUUGUGGUGUAGAGGUUUAGCAGCAACUAAACACAGGUUGGCUAGUCCCUUAACAGAACUACAGUAUACAAAUGUGUGUCGUCCUUUUCUGCAAAUCUCUGUGUGCUGACACACUGAAAGAUUAAAGGUCUUGCUGUCUUCUUUCCUUUGAAGAUUUCCACUUUAGUACUAAUUUCUUUGGCUAAAUGUCUUUGCUACCACUUUUAGAGAGUUUCCCUUGGUCAUGAAGACCCUGCUUUCCUAACAAAUCACAAUUAUUGCAGUAGGUAUGAUACAACCUACUUACUAUGCUUAUGUUGCCAUGAGAGCAGUCAGAUAUAUAUAUAUAUAUAUUGUAAUUUUUCAUAGUUACAAUCCAGGCACGAUAGCCUCUUCCACAGCUCCAAAGCAUCUCAAACAUGAUUAAAUUAUGUGAAUUCUUAUCUGGCACCCCAGUAAUAUUUCAUCUGUCAGCAUUAAAUCCCGGUAAUGAUAUCUUUAACUAUUUCCUUGGUGACCACUCUAGCAGGUACACCAGGGGAUGGGUUGUGUGUGGAGCCUGCGGGGAGCUGAGAAUUUGAAGUUGCUGCAGAGAAAGAAAGGCAGAAAGAAGAGCAAAUGAGACAAAAGGCAGAAGAUGGCGAAGAAAGAAGAGUUAAUAAUGAUCAGAGAAGUGAUUUAAGAGGGACAAUUUUCUUCUCAAAUGUUUGAAUUCUACUGUACAGUAUUAAAUAAAACUGCUAAACUUCUAGGUCCUCUACAUUGACCAGAUUCAUGCUUUGGCCUCUGCCAAAAAUUCCUUCCAGUUGGUAUGGUAGGUGGUUGUGGGCCAAGUGACACGAUUCCAUACUUAGUGGCCAUAUAAGAGAUCAAAUGGAGAGCCACUAAAGACUAAUGUUGUGGUUCAUGCUGGGUUGCUAAAGUUAGAGAGUCAUAAAGUAGGGUGGGCAAAAGCCUUCCCUAGAGGAUGAAUAGAAGGAAAGCCAGGCUGCAAUGCAGAAGUGCAAUCAGUUUUUCCACCUUCAAAAUCAUAGUGGUUGGGAGGAGAAUAUUGGAUACACAAUAUUCACAAAAUACAAAAGGUAUGUCUAAAUCUGAAAAUGGUUGGCAUUCUGUCAGACAUAUGGCAAGAAAACCCCACCUCAAUCAUAUGCAUACCUCCAGAUGACUGGUGGGGUCACUGAUGACCAAAAGUUCCUCAGUACACAUACCUCUCAAAUCUUUCCACAUGGAAAACUAGAUGUUUGGUGGAAGGGUUCUAGCCUUUUCCCUGACCUACUUCUACAUAUGAAGUGAAUCUCUUGUAUGAAGGAGUAUUUUGUUAAUGUAAGCCCCCAUUUGUGAUCUGAAGAGGUACAACCCACACACAAGUUUAUCACUUCAACAAAAAAUGGACUACAGUGGCUCUGCCUUUUGAGAAAAUACAAAAAGAGGACUGCUCCCUCUGGAUCACUCGAGAAUAGUCUUGACACAUACUUGGAUUCAUAGGUCUAUAUCUAAUGUGCAGGGGUGGGCCAUAUUCCCUUUUGUUGUUGAAUAACUGGCCACAUUCCCUUCUGAUUAAUCUGGAGGUGGGCAACAUGAUGGCAGUGGACAAGGCCAAAGCCAAAAGUGAACAGGCCACCCACUUUUCUCCCACAUUAGCAGGCUGGCUGGAGAAGGACAGAUCACUAUUGCCAAAGGUUUGAACUGAUAGCUUUAGAUGGCUUCCUCUCCUCCAUGGCUCUCCAUUUCAGCUUCUCUUCUCCUUGCCCCUUCUCGACAAUUUUCCCUCUUUGGCUAGUGGUCUGAACGAAUUGCUUACCAAGGGCUUCUCUACCCUCUCCAUUGCUUCAUCUCUUUUGGCUUCCCAACCACCAGUCUAUCUUUUCUCCCCUCCUGCAUGAAAUUAGAUUCUCACUCUUGGCCUAAAGUCUGUUUUAAUGAAUUGCUAGCCAGCAGUUUUGUGUGUAGUGAAGCUGCAGGGACAGUCCCCAUCAUACUCAUGAUAUGAUUCUAUAUUUGUGCAUGCAACUGUAUGCACACCACCAUAGACGGAACAGUUGCAACUGUAAAUCUGCAUGCCAUAGCAUAUCAUAGCACAUGUGGUGGUAGUGCACGUGGCCUAAUGGCCCCUUGCUCCUAAGGGAAUUUCAGCUGACAGUUCUGUGAAUUGAUCCAUAUCCUCAGUAUUGCUUUUUCUUAAUCAAUGAACUUUAUUUGCUCAUUAUGUACAUGUAGUGCUGCUGUAUAGGUAGUGGUGUUUGGAUGUCUUCCCUUAGCCAUUCCUUUUACUUCACAUUCUUCUGUAAAAGCGGGCCUUUAAUUAAAUGAUGUAACAUUUGAUUCAUCAGGUGUGUUCUAAUCUUUCUCUCUUAUCGUUUCAAACACAAGUUUUCCCAAACAUGUUCAGAGGUUCUGUUCUUUUGGGAAUUCUGGUUCUUCUUUUCCAUUAGCAUGGGAAAGAUGCAGGGGCUUGCACUGGUUAGAAAACAAAAUUGGUCAAAUUGGUCACGUUCUUGAUUAUCAUGUACACAGAUUUCCUUUUUGCUACCUGAAUGGUAUUGUGCCUUUUACAAACUCAUUUUGGAAGAAUGUGAUGGCUUUCAAGCUUGGCCAUCUUCUGAAGGAUGGGAAGUGCUGAUGUGCCUUCUAUGAAUAAACAGUUGACCCUCUCACUUCUAGAUGGCUUAGACUGCAACAAAAACCUUUGCUGCAGUUUUGCUGAAUUUAGCUUUACGUACUUGGAGAUGGGUAGAGGGCAUUUAAGGCUUAAACUGAAUGUUUCUUCUGAUGUUGCAGUGAUUGCCCCCAAAGUAAGAGGGCCUUUCUCUCCCCCUCCUUUCUUUUUUACAUAGAUAAGCUCCACCUCCAGCUGUUAAGUGUUGGUGUGUGUAUAAGCGUGAACAUGUGUUAAUUGCUCCGUGUGUAAAGGAAAGGGGGCAUUGAGAACCACUGGGGGGAAUAGACUUGAAUCAGGAAGCUGUGAUCCCUACUAACUCUACUUGACCAGAUUGAAUGGAAAACUUGGCAUUUAUUAGCUUUAGAAAUGUGUUGUACAUCAAACCUGUUUCCCUGAGAAUAUGAGAUUCUUUUGAAUUGCCAGUGUUACACACACAGAUGUGGUGAAUCUGUAAGGUUAGUAAGCCUGCAAGAUCUAAGUUGUGUGCUGUCAUGGAGAGAGUGUAAAAGGCUGGCUGCUUUAACUCUCAAAGUUGUGCCCAUAUGCUUGUUUGUGGAUCACAGCCAGAAGGCUUCAGAUUGAGUUGGUACACACUUUAGUGCUAAUGAGAUGAGGGUUCUCUUCCAUUGCAAAGAGUUUUGAAAUACUGUGCAGAGUAGUCGUUGUGACACAGGAAAAUGUUUUUUGAAUCAGUGGCCAGUGCUGGCGAUAAACAGUUAACAUGAUGGUGAUGCUUUUGAGCUGAGAGUUACUGGAACAAAAAGCACCUCCAAAAACUGUUGGUUGCCACCUGCUGCUGAAGCAGCCUUUCUUUAAACCACUAGUUGUUGAAAACACAUACCUUAAAGUCAGGAAGUUGUCAGCUUUGUAGGGGCUUUCAAAUCGCUGAAGAAUCAAUGUCUGCGAGGCCUCUGAAUCAAGAACCAUUCCAAAUUCAGAGCAGCUCCAGUUAGAAUCAUAGUUGGGAAUUAUAUAUUGGGCAGUGGAAUUGUUACAAAUGGCUGUCUUUUCCCCCCACCUCAGAAUAGCAUUCCUUUCGAACACCAUGGCAAGUAGCUGCUCGUCUCCUUCUCGUUGGAAAGCAGCACUGGGUGAGUCCAUUCUCACGAGACACCAGCUUGGCGGGUGGGUUUGGAUUCACUCCUGUGGGGACAUCAAAUUGGGUGGCUUUUCAUGUCUUUCAGCACUUUAUUUCCUUCUACCUUGCAGAUAACCUUAGUAGUAGGUAUACUUCAAAUUAAUUAAAACUAUUUCUCCCCCCCCCCCCUUGAAAAAUUGUAGUACUUCACUAGAAUUGCUCCAUAACUGUCGAUAGACCAGAUGGUAUAUUUGCAGGGUAACCUACAGUGUGGUACUGGAAUACUUAAGGUCCUUCAUGUGGCAUUUUUUUCUCGCUUGGAAAUCAUCUCCCAGUAAAGGACAGAGUACAUGCCUUGUUUAGCCUUCUGUUUUUCUGCUAAUUCACUAGCCUGGUGUAUAUGUCUGUAAACCAAGCAGUGACUUACCAGGACUACUCAAAUAUGCAGGCUUCUGCUUCUAAGCUAAGUUUUAGCUUAGUGCAUUAUCUAAACCUGGACUUGUGCUUAAGCCCUCUCCUUACUCUAACCAUGAACUUUGGCCAAGAAAAGCCCGUACAACUCAUGGUUAGCAAAGAAGAACUUGUCGACCAACCUGAGCUUGGGUGACAUGCUCAGCCAAACUUUGGCUUAGCAUUUUAUUCAUUUUUAUUUAUUAAAUUCAUUAGUCACUUUAUCUUGUCCAGGGCAACCCAAAGUGACGUACAACCAAACAGACAAUAAUUUAAAAAAUCUGAUGUAGGGGUACACAACCCCUACAUUUGGGAGGAGAUGAGCAGCUGCUAGCUGCUCUCUGGGAAUCCUCAAAUUUGCAUAGUCUCCAUAAGCUUACUGUCUUUGGCUUGCCAUGAUUUACGAACCAGGCCAUUGAAUCUUAACCAAUUUGGAAUUGUACCAAGUAUAGGAGAAAUGCCACAUCUGAAGGGGGCCUUAGUUCUGCUAAUCACAAGAUUAUUACAUGUUUGCUAGUAAAAGUUAGAAUUGAGUGUUGUGUCUUAUAUAAGACCUGCAUUCCUGAGCAAUUACAGUACCCUAUUGCAACAAAACAUGUGAGUCUUUUUUAAAUAGUUGAGAGCCUGCAAGAAGUGUUGUUGCAGAACUAGAACUUUAAAUAACAUGCCUUCCAACACUUUCAGCAAGUCCAUUUCCCUGAGGAGGAUAUAAAUGAAAGGUUUCUUAUCACUCACAGACUCCUUGUAUCUUAGCAGAAAUCGGAUCAAACAUUUUCACAGCUAUAAACCUUAAAAUAACUUAAAACUGGAUAGAGCAAUAAAACUCAAUCACACACCAGUAUCCAGUACUGUGAAAAGUUAGGCUAAUAUUGUCUUUUAAUUGCCUAAUUUAAGUAUGAUUAGAACAGAGCAUUAGUGCAUCCUUUUACUCUCGUCCCUUUCCCACAAGCAGCCAAAGAUUAAAAAAACAUUUUCAAACUGACAAUGAAGAUGAAACUGUGCCUCUAGACUCUUUACAGGAGACUUCUAAAUGAUUGCAUGGAUAGAAAAUGAAUGGAUGCCUGUGAGAGCAGCAGUUCUAAAGCUUAUCCAUUGAUUGAUCUUUUUGUCUUGACGAUAGGAGCUUCAGCAGAGCAAAAUGAAGUGUGUGCGUGUGUGUGCGUGUAGACAAUCUGUAGCUUGUUGCCAACCUGUAGGGGCUGUUCCUUUUGCUUUUCGGUCAGACUGAAUUCUUGUUGCUUAGAUCCUAUUAUUGGGCUCUCUCCCUCUCCCCGCCAUUGUUAUAACUCCACAUUACACUAAUCUCUCACUACCUUAUUUCUCUUCUCCCUGCUGCUUUUGUGUUCGUUUGAUUCCAUAGCCCUUUACUUUGUUAAUUACAUUAGCAAACUGAUUAUCCACAUGGGUCAGAUCAUCUGGAUAAUCCAGCUGUUCAUAAUUUCGACUGAGCGAGAGGAUUCUCUUCUGAACCACCUUGAAUGAAGAGUUCACACUGGGUCCUCCUAACGGGAUGCUUCUGCUUGUCUUGAGAGUGUGUUAAAACAAAGGCAGGACCACAGCAGAGAUUUAGAGUGCCUGUACUUUGUACUCUGUGGGAAUUUUUCAGCUAGCUUACCCCACUUCACAUGGUGGUGGUGGUGGCGGUGGCGGCAGGGAAUUGAAAUGGGUCAGGCAGCAAAGAUCAACAUUUUAGCAACUAAAGUGGGUAAAAAUUUCCUCUGAGUGAAGAACUGUAGAAUCCAGUCCACUAUCAAGGUCUUUGUCUGUAAUGAUUAACCUCUUGUUGCAUGUCAAAACAUCACCGCUGCUGCAGUUUGACUUAAUAACAGGUCCCUAUGAACUGUGCAUCAAAAGAAUAGUCCCAAUUCUUCCAAGGGUCAAAACUAUGUAAACAGGCUAUUUGUUGUCAGUCCAAACAUUACACAGAGCUGAGUAGCUUAAUUUUGGCUGCUGUAAUAUUGAAUUUAGGAUUGCUUCCACAAGGCUUGAAUGAAGUAUGGAUGGAUCCUUUGAAACUGUUCUUCUCACCAUCAGAUUUGUGCAAGCUGUUUUCCAAAUCCACUUAGGUUAGAGUUUUUAUUCCUUUGCCACUGAAAUUUUAUUUUGUGGUUGUAAAGGAAGGGACUUCCUUUUGCACUGUCCCCAUAACUUGCAGAGUGCUUAAUUGUUUGUUUGUUUGUUUGUUUGUUUGUUUUUUAAAAACAGUGGUUUCCCAUCCAACACACGUAUAUUUGAAGGGAAGAGACUGAGGCAAAUUUCAUUCCCAUUCUUGUGAAAGGAAACUUCAGUUUUCAUUUUGAACCAAAAAGCCAGAGGACUUUCAGAGAAUUUGUAGGUACCUCAAUGGCUGAUCAAAGUGUUGGGGCAAUUCUUUAGAAAUUGUUCCUUCUUUGUUCAGGUAUGCAGUGUGCUGAAGCCUCCACAAACUAAGACUGACAAUGACUAGACUGACAAUGACUUCUAGAUCCUAGAAUUCACUUAAUCCUUAUCACUUUCAGCAUUCUGGUUGUGAUUGACAAUCUACACUGCCAGGUUGGGCACAAAUUUCUGAUUGCAGAGUUCACAGGGGCCUUGCUUAAUACUGGCAUAUGCUAUGGAAAGGAUCUUGUAGAACAUAUUCAAUACAGUGUUGCUGCUAAAAAGAUGGGUUUCUUUUAUAUAACACUUGCAUUUAUCACCCUGUCUCUUGAUUUGGGUUUCAUUACUGAUUCAAGAGCUUACCCAAGUCAUCCGGUCUUUUUUGCCAGCAUGUGCUUCUUUCCUCGUUCUUCAUACUAUUUCUCCUUGUUCAUGAGGUGCCUUUGUUGCCUUAGCCUUUACGCAAAAGGAAAAUGCCAUUCACUUCAUGGGUGCCGCCUGUUGGGUGUAACGGCGAUUCUGUCAGGACGUAGAUUUGUGCACACUCAUUUCAUCCUUCUGAAGUGAAUGCAUCUGCUCAGUUGUAUUGGCCAAGAAGACUUUAAUGGAUCAGUUUUUAUGCCGUUUCAGUAGGUGUGGGCUGAUAUUGACACCCUGUUCCUUGGCUUCAAUAGAUUCCUGCUCUGGCGACGACCAGUAUUCUCCAGUCUGCUGUGCAUCGGUGAAAUGUUGCCAUUGA